AUGGCACCAGUACCUCCAUCCGUUCUUCGCGCCCUAUCCCUCCCUCUUGAUCUCACCCCCUCAAAAGCUACUCUAUCAACCUCCGGCCUAGGAUCAGGCUUCUCCAACACGGGACGCAUCACAAUCUCCAUACCAAAACCUCAGACAAACAGUGGUUUGUCUGAAGAAGACGAAGAGCAGAGACAAUACUUCCUCAAAACCUCACCCGACGGCGAAGAAAUGUUCCAAGGCGAAUUCGCCUCGUUGAACGCCAUUGCUGAUGCCGUACCUGGUUUCUGUCCUAGAGCUUUAGGAUGGGGUCCUCUCGACAAGGGCAAAGGCUACUUUCUAGUCACUGAGUUCCUGGAUUUGUCGGGUCGAUCAUCUCGCCUAUUUACCACAAAAUCGUCCAAAACGAGUCUUGCGUACAGAUUGGGAAAGUUACAUAGCACACCUAUCUGUUCGUCAUCCUCUUCGGCAAAACGAUAUGGCUUUCCGGUACCGACGUACUGCGGAAAUACGCGCCAGCCAAAUGAAUUUUAUGACUCGUGGGCGGAGUUUUAUGCGAAUGAGCGGUUACUCAUGAUCCUGAAAGAGUCGGAGAGGAAGAAUGGAUCGGACGCUGAGCUACGAGAUUUAGUCACCAGGACCGCGGAGACGGUUGUGCCGCUUUUACUUGCGGACGACCACCUGGGCUAUGACUACCGCGGACAAGGGGAAGGAAUAUAUCCUGUCGUCAUCCACGGAGAUUUGUGGAGCGGGAAUGCGAGUCAAGGCCGCAUCGUUAAACCCUCUCCUUCUCCUUCCGCUGAAAACGAAGGCGACGGAGGAGGGGUGGUAUACGACCCCUCAGCUUGCUAUGCGCAUAGCGAGUAUGAGCUAGGGAUUAUGCAUAUGUUUGGCGGGUUCGGAAAGGCGUUUUUCGAGGAAUAUCAUUCCAUUGUCCCGAAGACAGAGCCGGUGGAGGAGUAUGAGGAUCGGGUAAAGCUUUAUGAAUUAAGGGGCGGCGGCAACCACCCCGCUGCCCGAAACAAUCCUCACAACCGUCCACAUCACCAUGGACCUCCUCCUGCGCGCGCAGUAGCAGAAGAGGUCGCGAAACCGUAUGUUUUUGAACAUACGAUUCAGGAAUGUCUAUCGGCGACGGGAGUUGAUCCGCAGCGCGAAGAUGAUAUUCGGAUUUCUGGCGUGACGUGGAUUGAUAAUGUUCGCAAGGCUCUUCGACUACCCGUGAAAACGUAUAAUACUGCAUGUGUGUAUUACCACAAAUUCAGACUCGUUCAUCCCGACAGCCAGUACAGUUAUAUGGAUGCUGCGGCCGCAGCUUUAUUUACUGCCUGUAAGAUUGAAGAUACCCUUAAGAAGAGUCGCGACAUCGUGUGCGCUGCAUAUAACCUGAAACUUCCUCCAUCGGAGCAAGUCUCACCUGACGAUGCCAUAUUCGACCAACAUUCCCGGGGAAUCAUCAUCCUCGAAAGACUGAUGCUCGAAGCAUCAGGUUUCGAUUUCCGCAGUCGACACCCUCAAAAACUGCUCGUCAAACUCCUCAAGCAAUACGGCUUGAAAAGGGACAAUGAAGUCGGCAUUCUCGCGUACUGCAUUUCUCUUGAUUUGUAUCGCACUUUUGCGCCGUUGAAGCAGACUACGGGGACCAUGGCGUUUGCAUGUUUGGAACUAGCGUCUCGUCUUCUUGAUGCUGGAUUGAAAGAUGUUGAGGCUGGAAAGGAUUAUGAGGAUUGGAACCUAGGACGUGCUGAAGUCAUGGAAACACUGCUGGACCUACUCGAUCUAUACAUUCAUCAUCGAUCGUCCACGGUUGUCGGUCCCGAAUACCCACUCGAAGCUUUCCUCGCAAUCCGCAUUCCGCUCAAUAAACAGAGUGAAGACGAAGGACUACCCCGAUUCACCCACUGGCGAGAUAGCAGGGUUUCUGUAUCAGUCAACAUCAAAGCAACCAACGGCACCGGUCCAAAACACGGCAAAAACAACAAACACAAAGGCAAAGGCAAAGGCAAAGACCAACGAGACCGCGAAUUCGAGAAUGCGGCCCCAGCGGCAGUGGGCCCUCCACCGAAUCCGCUUACGCCGGUAUCUGCGAAUGGUGAAAAGCCAGGUUUGAGUGAUCGAGGCCGCGAUGGGACGGUACGCUUCAUGUUGGAUGUCGAGCGUGCCGAGGCAGAGAAGAAGGUUGUCUCGAGUUAUUUCCGGGAUACCAUGGAGGAAGUCGAGGAGUAA
This is a messenger RNA of Talaromyces amestolkiae, 2214 nucleotides long. RefSeq lists its product as uncharacterized. NCBI's taxonomy places the organism in Eukaryota, Fungi, Ascomycota, Eurotiomycetes, Eurotiales, Trichocomaceae. The record is from RefSeq and is a predicted model, not a curated record. Bases 1 to 2214 code for a protein of 737 amino acids. The transcript has 7 exons.